Messenger RNA from Vidua chalybeata, 2170 nucleotides. RefSeq names its product olfactory receptor 14A16-like. Bases 1238 to 2170 code for a protein of 310 amino acids. Gene Ontology annotation, biological process: G protein-coupled receptor signaling pathway. The transcript has 2 exons. The record is from RefSeq and is a predicted model, not a curated record. Gene Ontology annotation, molecular function: olfactory receptor activity; G protein-coupled receptor activity. Lineage: Eukaryota; Metazoa; Chordata; Aves; Passeriformes; Viduidae. Gene Ontology annotation, cellular component: membrane.
CAGAGCAGCCAGGGGUGCCCAGGGCUGUCCUGCAGAGCAGGGUCCUGCAGCCCAGGGCGCUGUGCUGGGCCAGGGACUCUGCUGCCUGCCAGGGACAGCUCUCAGCCGGCCCGGGGAGCUGCUGCCAGCGCUGGCCAGAAGCUGUGGGGGGAAGGAGCCACCCUGAGCAGGGCAGGUGCUGCUGCUGAGAGCUGCUGGCUGGGGCAGGGCUGCUCCCAGCUCCAGACCAGCCUGGGCACAGCUCCGGAGGACACUUCCCAAAGAAGGUAAGCCUGGGAUUGCUGUACAGAUCAGGAGCUUUCCUGAGAGUGUUUUCAAUUUCCUGUUUGGAAUAGGAUGAGACAAAAAGAUUUUUGCUUUUUAUACAAUUUUCAUGUAUUCAUAGCUCUGUAGACUACUAUUAUAUUGUUAUAAAAUUAUAAUCCUUACUUAACUCUAUUAAACUCUUAAUUAGCUCUAUUAAACUAUGAUUAUAUACUUAUUUAACUCUAAUCCUUAAUUAACUCUAGUACAUUUCCUAACCUUUCUCUUAGAUUGUAUAACAAUAAGCAGGUUGUCUAUAUCCAUUUUUAAAAUACUAUAUAGUCUUAUUAUCAGGAAGAGGACCAACAAGAAGAACAUUUUGGUUUUUGACCAGAAUGUGAGCAGUCAUAACUAAAUGUGGGGCAAAGAAGCUCUUGGACCUACACCAAUGGGUUGAGUUAGGGGUGUGUAACUGGGACAACUGAUUCUCCUAUUCAGUGUUCCUGUUAAAUAUCCUAAUUAAUCAACCCUUAUAAAUUGUUGAAAUCAGGAGCCGAUUGUGCCUCAUCCCCACUGGGACACCUUGAAGCUUCCAAUAAAGGUUUGCUUUUUACUUUACUGUUCGAACUCUGUUGCAAGGGCUUUUGUUUUUUUUUUUUUUUUCUCUUUUGAUCAUAGACAACAGGGGGAUGAGAGAAGCAGAAGAGGAAUUGUAAUCCCAGAAUGACAGAACAUUCUGAGUUGAAAGGAACACACAGGAUCAUCAAAGAAAUGUUUGAACAUUUACAGAGACUCCAGAACUGUGACUUUGGGUGGUCAGUCUCUCUGCUGGCAGCCUCCCAAAGGGCCUUCAGCCACUGCUCAGCCCUGGACAGCAGCAGCAUCACCUUGGCAGGGCCCAGCAGGGCUCUCCUGAGCUGCCCUUGCCCAGCUGCACACAGACCCUGCCCCAGCCAGGGCCCUGCACACAGGUGCCCAUGUGCAGCCACAGCAAAUGUCCAACAGCAGCUCCAUCAGCCACUUCCUCCUGCUGGCACUGGCAGAGACGCGGCAGCUGCAGCUCCUGCACUUCUGCCUCUUGCUGGGCAUCUCCCUGGCUGCCCUCCUGGGCAACGGCCUCAUCAUCAGCGCCGGAGCCUGCGGCCACCACCUGCACACGCCCAUGUUCUUCUUCCUGCUCAACCUGGCCCUCAGCGACCUGGGCUCCAUCUGCACCACUGUCCCCAAAGCCAUGCACAAUUCCCUCUGGGACACCAGCACCAUCUCCUACACUGGAUGUGCUGCUCAGCUCUUUUUAUUUCUAUUCUUCAUCUCAUCAGAGUUUUAUCUCCUGACCAUCAUGUGCUACGACCGCUACGUGUCCAUCUGCAAACCCCUGCACUACGAGACCCUCCUGGGCAGCAGAGCUUGUGCCCACAUGGCAGCAGCUGCCUGGGCCAGUGCCUUUCUCAAUGCUCUCAUGCUCACAGCCAAUACAUUUUCCCUGCCCCUGUGCCAUGGCAAUACCCUGGGCCAGUUCUUCUGUGACCUGCCCCAGAUUCUCAGGCUUUCCUGCCCCAAAUCCCACCUCAGGGAACUUGGGCUCAUUGUGCUCUCCAUCUGUUUAGCACUUGGCUGUUUUGUGUUCAUUGUUUUCUCCUAUGUGCAGAUCUUCAGGGCUGUGCUGAGGAUCCCCUCUGAGCAGGGACGGCACAAAGCCUUUUCCACCUGCCUCCCUCACCUGGCCGUCGUCUCUCUGUUCUUAAGCACUGGCGUAUUUGCUCACCUGAAGCCCCCGUCCAUGUCCUCCCCAUCCCUGGAUCUGGCCCUGUCAGUUCUCUACUCAGUGGUGCCUCCAGCCCUGAACCCCCUCAUCUACAGCCUGAGGAACCAGGAGCUCAAGACUGCAGUGUGGAGACUGAUCACUUGGCAAUUUCACAAACAUUAA